Messenger RNA from Grus americana (Whooping crane), 4393 nucleotides. It is a transcript of the gene EOGT, whose product is annotated as EGF domain specific O-linked N-acetylglucosamine transferase. NCBI's taxonomy places the organism in Eukaryota, Metazoa, Chordata, Aves, Gruiformes, Gruidae. The transcript has 17 exons. Gene Ontology annotation, cellular component: endoplasmic reticulum lumen. Gene Ontology annotation, molecular function: protein N-acetylglucosaminyltransferase activity. The coding region runs from base 766 to 2349 and encodes 527 amino acids. The record is from RefSeq and is a predicted model, not a curated record.
GGCGGCAGCGCUUUAUUUCCGGCAGCAGAAGGAAGACGCGCCGCCAGCCUCCGCUACCGCACCGCUUUCCCUUCGCGGAGGGGUGCCGGGGCGGGGGUGCCGCCCCCGGGCAGGUGCCGCGCGGCCGAGCCCUGGGCGGCCGCAGCGUCCUCCGCCACGGCCCGAGCGACGCUGGCGGGUGCCGUCACGGCUCCGCUUGACGGCCGCCGGGCUGGGGCGCUGAGAAGCGGCGGCGGAGGCCGACCCGCGCCCCCCGCCCGGUUUCCGGCGAGCGGCUCCGCCGGCCCGGCCGGGCUCCUCCCUUCUUCCCCGCCCGCCCCCGGCAGCUCGGCGCUCCCGCCGCCUCCAGGUGGGGCGGGCCCCCGCGGCGGCAGCCCUCCGGCCGCGGUUGCUGCCCGCUGUGGGGGACGGGACGGGGUGUGGCGGUGCCGCCCGCCCCGCUCUGCUCCCCGCGGGUGUGAAGGAGGGGCGCGGCGGCGGGCGCAGCGCUCUCACGGCGGCCGCCUUUCCCCCACGGAGCCUGGUGGGGCCGGGCCGUGCGCGCCCCACCCCGCACAGCCGCCAGCUGCCGCGGCGGCAUGAGGCUUAAGGCCGUCGGCGAGCGCGUAACAGGAGGAACGGCCGGUCCCAUGGGCCGCGGGGCUCCCCGGGCCCGACGGGUCUGAGGACGUAUUUAACCCAGCUUUUCACCCCUUACCUCCAGGUUUAUGCACUCGGGAAAUCUGAAGCAGUUCUUCGCAAACCAAACAGAACUGAUAGAUUGCCAUGUUCAUGUUGCUUGUGUUUGGAUUGCUACUGCAAGAAAUUCUGGCUAAUUCCCAAGCUGAAAAUCUUACUGAAUUCAAAAACGUUCCAGAAGAGCCGUUAUAUAGCUACAAAGCUAUCAACUUGCCAGAUGAGCAUAUUCCGUACUUUCUGCACAAUAAUCAGCAUAUUGCUGGCAUCUGUAAGCAGGACUCUCAUUGCCCAUAUAAAAAAUACUUGAAGAAACUAAGAUCCUGCUGGGGUUAUGAGAAAUCCUGCAAAUCAGAUCACAGGUUCAGUUAUCCAGUGUGUGAUUAUGUUGAAACUGGAUGGGCAAGUGACAUUGAGACAGCCCAACAGAUAUUCUGGAAACAGGCUGACUUUGGUUACGUUCGAGAGAGGCUCAAUGAAAUGAAAACCCAUUGUAAGCCUGCAGCAACAGGAGAUUCAUCUCUGACCUGUUCUCAGUACCUUCAGCAUUGCAGAGCAACAAACUUGUACAUUGAUUUACGAACUGUAAAGAGAAACCACAACAGAUUCAAAGAAGACUUUUUCCAGAAGGGAGAAAUUGGAGGUCAUUGCACCCUCGAUGUUGAAGCGUUUUUGGCUGAAGGUCAGCGCAAGAGCCCUCUGCAGUCUUGGUUUGCAGAACUCCAGACAUUUACUGCAUUAAACUUCAGGCCCCUGGAAGAUGAGAAGUGUGAUCUUGUUAUUGAAAAGCCAACGUACUUCAUGAAAUUAGAUGCAGGUGUUAAUAUGUACCAUCACUUCUGUGAUUUCGUCAAUCUUUACAUUACACAGCAUAUAAAUAAUUCCUUCAGUACCGAUGUCAACAUAGUCAUGUGGGACACCAGCUCAUAUGGCUAUGGUGACCUGUUCCAUGAGACAUGGAAGGCAUUUACUAACUAUGAAAUAAUACACUUGAAAACCUUUGACUCUAAAAGGGUAUGCUUUAAAGAAGCAGUCUUCUCAUUACUGCCUCGAAUGCGAUAUGGCUUGUUUUAUAACACACCAUUGAUUUCUGGCUGUCACAGUACAGGACUAUUUAGAGCAUUUUCUCAGCAUGUGUUACACAGAUUAAAUAUCACACAAGAAGGACCCAAGGAUGGGAAAAUUCGAGUCACAAUACUUGCACGCAGUACAGAUUACCGGAAAAUAUUAAACCAGAAUGAGCUUGUGAAUGCUUUGAAAACAAUAUCGACGUUGGAGGUCAAAGUGGUAGACUACAAAUACAAGGAACUUAAAUUUUCAGAGCAAUUGAGAAUUACCCACAACUCUGAUAUAUUCAUUGGGAUGCAUGGAGCUGGACUUACUCAUUUGCUCUUUCUACCAGACUGGGCUGUUGUUUUUGAACUGUACAAUUGUGAAGACGAACGUUGUUACCUGGAUUUGGCAAGACUGAGAGGCAUUCACUACAUCACCUGGCGAAAAAGGAAUAAAGUAUUCCCUCAAGAUCAGGGACACCACCCAACACUGGGAGAACAUCCAAAAUUUACAAACUACUCCUUUGAUGUGGAAGAGUUUAUGUACUUGGUGCUUCUGGCUACAAAUCAUGUUUCACAGCAUUCCAAGUGGCCAUUUAGGGUAAAACAUGAUGAAUUCUAAAUUAGACUUCUGACUGAAAUACUAUUUUUAAAUAAUGCUCCAUAAAAACAUUGUAACAACAUAAAGCAAAAUGCUAGUGUGAAACACGUAAACCUCUACAAGGGAAAUAAUCCAUUAUUAACUUGUCAAACCACUUCUUAGCACCAUACCUUAUCUUUAUAAUCCCGCUCUUUAAUUCUGGGAGUUUUCAAUAUGUAAAAACUACUUGUCAGAGCUCUUGUUUUUGCUUUCUGCACUGUCUUUUUGCAUUCCAAAUUCUAAAAUACUUGCCUUUGUAUAAAGAUAUGUCCAUCCAUUUCAUGUAUGAUUUCCUGGGGUAGAUACUAAUUUUAAAAUAAUUUAUGCCUACUAUUAUGUGAGGAAAUGCUAGAGAACGGAGAGUGUUACAGCUUGGUUUCUCAGUAUAGUCUCUCGGGGAAUGAGUUGGACCUGUCAGUGCUCCGCAGUUCCUGUCUUUGAGAAGCUGGAUGCUUUAUACUAUGGUCCUGUACCUGUAAGUAAAAAUUAAAAUAGGAAUUGCCUUCCUAUUGUAAGACACUGCCCAGGAUGUCAUGUGCAGCUGAGUUACAUGACACAGUGGUUCCAGGAUGGCUUUUUAGUUCCUUUUCAUCACCAUCCAUGUCAUUGCUGUGCUUGUCCCUGUAUUGUUUCUAGGUUCGAAGAUCUUCCUUUGUGUAAUAGUGGUUGUAAGAAUGAAGUGGUUAAGCGAGCUUUAACUUUUGUUGUUGGGUACAACAGAUACCGCAGACUUCUAUUUCAAGUUUAGAAAUAUUUUCAAGUUAGAGAGCAGUAUGUCUGUGUUUUUGCAUUUAAAAAUAAACUUUGACUCUUCGUCCUUUAGUUUUAAAUGCUAAAAUAUAACAGGUCUGCUCAGUAGGUUUAGUCAGUCUUUUAUCUCAAAGCAGGCAAAUCUUUUCCUAAGUGAAUACUUAAAACAUCAGAUAAUCUGGGUGUUUCCUACCCUUUCAUAUAAAACAGCACUCUGUAAUGGAAAAAAAAAAAGCAAAUUGGAAUAAAACUUGAGUCUUUUUGAGGAUGCUAAAGGGAAUGGACUUACAGUCUUUUAUGGCAAAUGAUAAGCUGUAUAGGGUGUCUUUCAGCUGCAGCUGAAAGGAAAUGAAAUCAUGAGGAACCUUGUUCUUGAAGUCAUUAAAAGCCUGAUCUAUUAAUAUUCUUGUUUUCUCAAAAUGUUGAAGAAUCCAUCUAGAAAACUUUUGAAAUUCCUUCCAAAGCCACUAGUGCAUAGCUGACUGUUUUCAGUGAAGGAAAUACUAAACCAAAGCCGAGUUCUUUGUAAAAUUCCUCCCAGAGCUGACAUGUUGGUGCUAGUGUGGGGGGAAAGGGAGUAGUUGUGUUGUCUUUAAGUGUGGCCAGAAGGACGUGUGGAAGAAUCAAGUUCAGUGAGAUAAAACCCAGAGUUCUAUGUUAAAUUAUGAAUUUUUUGAGAACAUAUUCCCAUGAUAGACUUGCAGUAUAAUCACAGUCUCAGUGACUUGAAGCAGAGCAUACAUUUGUAUGCAAAAGCAAGACAGUUACAGUAAAUGUAAACAUUUCACUGGUGUAAUUGUAGAUAUUAUUGACUUCCAUUCUCCAACAGUCAUAGGCAAUUUCACGAAGUGUGGGUAUGUUUACUGACCUGCCUGUACUGGUAAAGAUGAGUUACUGUAAGCAUAAUUUUCAUAUAGAUCUCUUGUGACCUUAAGCAGUUCAUAGGAAAAGCUAGAUAUAGCUGUUACCUUAAUAUAUCUUGUGUGUCUGGUGCAAUUCUUAGCGUAGUGUGUUGUUUUACUGAUGGAUAAAACUGUUUUGCUUUAAAGAACCAUAGAAGCAAAAUUGCACUUCUUGACAUGAGGGGGGAAAUAAACCACCCACCCUUGAGAAAUACCAUUUCUUGUAUUUGUUUGUGUUUGUGAAUUGUUUGGGUUUGGGUUUUUUUUUAACCUUGUGGGAUUUUUAAAAGAAAAAAAUGUAUAAAACUUAAGUCAGUAAAAUGUGUGAGUUCAAAUGAAACCACUUCAAAAUAAAGACAACUUUCAACUAUGAA